Messenger RNA from Esox lucius (northern pike), 1271 nucleotides. It is a transcript of the gene myoz1b, whose product is annotated as myozenin 1b. The transcript has 6 exons. Gene Ontology annotation, molecular function: actin binding; telethonin binding; FATZ binding. The record is from RefSeq and is a predicted model, not a curated record. Lineage: Eukaryota; Metazoa; Chordata; Actinopteri; Esociformes; Esocidae. The coding region runs from base 221 to 970 and encodes 249 amino acids. Gene Ontology annotation, cellular component: Z disc; actin cytoskeleton.
UCAGCACCUACCACUGAACCUUAAGCCCCCCUCCCAUCACACAUCCACACCCAGAGUUCCAGGCCUCCAUAGCCCAGGUCUUCACAGUGAUAGGGUUUCACUCUCUCUUGGGUGUACAGGAGAGUGGGCACCGGGACACCGUCUGGAAUACAUUCAACCCCUCUCAGAAACUUCCUAUUCUUCCUCUCUGAUUCCUGGCAAUUCUACUGAGGCAGCAGGCAUGCCUCUCUCAGCUCCCGCGCCUCCUAACAAGAGGAAGAAGGCCAACAAGAUCAUUAUUGAUUUCACCAACAUCACCCAAGAUGAUGAGCAGUCAGACCCUGAGGCAUCAGAGCUGGAUCUGGGCACCAAGAUCAAGGCUCCUAAAGACACCAUGCUGGAAGAGCUGUCCCUUAUGAGCAACAAGGGAUCCAAGAUGUUCAAGAUGAGGCAGCAGAGAGUGGAGCGCUUCAUUGUUACCAAUGAGAAUACUCAGAAUCUCCAGAACCUGGCUCCAUCCUUGGGGUGCGAGAUGAUGGCCUCCACUGCAGAGCCUGAAUCUGAGCAUGUGGAGGAGGAGGUGUUGCAUGAGGAGCAGGACAAAGAAAAGAGGAGGAAGCAGUAUGUUCGUACCUACGUGUCUCCAUGGGAACGGGCCAUGAAGGGAGAUGAGUCCCUGACAGCCACCAUGCAUGGCAGCAUGCCUGGACCACACGCUCCCAGUGACUUGCCCAAGUUCAAGAGCUUCAACAGAACGGCCUUGCCCUAUGGCGGCUCUGAGAAGGUGGGACAAAUGACCUUUGAGCAUUCUGAUAUCCUAUUAUCACCAGUGGAGGCUGAGCCCCUCCCAUCUCUGCAGCCGGACAUUAGGUCCCGCCCCUCGUUCAACCGCACUCCCAUUGGCUGGGUGUGUAACCUGGAGGACAACUCACAUAUUCGCAUGGAGCUGGACAACAUGCUGCCCUUUGAUGGAGAGACAGACGAUCUGUAGACACACACACAGAGACAGAUAUGUACUUAUACAUAUAAAUACACAAACAUUGGUGUACGCCCACACAAAAAACACACUGAUCUACACACACAGGAUUGAUAUGAAUGAAUUUGCAUAAAGAGACAACAAGCCCGGGCGACCAUGAAAGUGAUUCUGAUGAUGAAGGUAAAGAAGAAAUUGGUGAAAUCACAUGAUAACACGGACAGCUGAUCAUGUUGCCUAGAUACUGUAGACAUUAUAGACAUCUCUGAUGUUUCUAUUUCAUGCUGUAUUCAUCAAAUAAACCUUUCCCUACACUGAA